Molecule: messenger RNA, 3150 nt
Organism: Aspergillus puulaauensis
Lineage: Eukaryota; Fungi; Ascomycota; Eurotiomycetes; Eurotiales; Aspergillaceae
Exons: 4
Coding region: 1-3150 (1049 amino acids)
Biological process (GO): proteolysis
Molecular function (GO): serine-type endopeptidase activity
Source: RefSeq, a predicted model, not a curated record
AUGGUUGAUUCCAACGACCUGACAACACUAGAGGUGGAGCCUUCAGCAGAGGGCGCUACCGACGAUGGUCAACAAGAUGUGUUGAGCCCCGGUACAGGAGAUAAGAGCGACCCAGAGGACAAGAGCGACGACGAAAGCGAGAGCGACGAUGACCGUUAUUCCACGACGAAUCACACCGAGCUGCAGCACAUCGUGACGUCCAUCAAAGGCUUCGAGGAGAAGGACUGGGCCGACACCGACACUAAGCAGCUCUUUGGGGAGAAUUCAGACCGUUGGCCCUAUCUAGGCGCCACUUCGGAGAGGAAAGGAGAUAGCAUCCUCCAUAUCCUGAUGACGGAGGAUUAUGACAACAAGAAGCAGCGAGAGAACCUGGGCAAGGCGAUCCAGUGCACGAUCCAGUAUCACCCGAAGCUGUGGACUGCCCGUAAUGACGAAAAGCUAACACCCCUCUACCUGGCACUGACGAGUCUGGAUGCGAAACGCGUCGGUUUACUGAGGAAGCACCUGUUUCUCGCGAAGACCUCUAAAAAUCCCAUCCCCAGGCCGGAGUUGGAAAAGGCGAUUGCGACUGCAUGUCCAGCGGAUUGGGAAAACUGCCUGCAUUUGGCGUUGAAGCAUCGCAUCCGCAGCACGUCUCUCCUGACGUCGAUGAUUAAAUAUGCCAGUCCGGAAGCCGUCAAUGCAACGGACGGGAAUAGCUGGACGCCGCUGCAUCGCGCGGCCAGAUACGACUACUCGAGCGAGGGGAGUCUCAAGAUCAUCAAAGCCCUAAUUGCGCGCGGGGAGCCCGGGGAUGGCGCAUCACCCAACUCCGAAUAUGCCCUGGACACGUACGUUAAGAUAGACAAGGAACAUCUGUCAGUAUACCAGUAUCAUAUGAAAACCAGAGAGGAAAUGAGACCAGCUCCCAGCUCCAGCCGGCAACCAAAUAAGGCCAGUCGAAAGGAAUCAAGCAAAGCCGAAAUGAACACUCGGGGGGCUAAUCGAUCAAUUGGGAACUCUCAACUGAUGCCUGCACGAGACAGAGCCAACAUGGGCGCCACUCGAACGGUUGCAGAGGCUUCAGAAGAGCUGAAGGAGGACGAACUACGCAAACCAGGCCUGCACCGGUCGAGUACCUUCAACGUGCCACCAGUGGCUACAGCGGUCGCGACAGAUAUCAAGAAGGAGAGCAGGGACAAGGAUCAGGCCAAGGAGAAAGUUGAACAGUGGUCGGAGCUGAUACGCAGUGAAUUGAAGCUACACUGUCUGCGAACCAGGACUUUUUCUCAGGCUGUUCGCUUUCUCUAUGGCUCGAAUCCAGACAAUAUCCAGCUUUACUUCGAUUAUCGCGGCCUGCCCACGGAGAACGUAGACCCCAACACCUUCUACGACAACUUCCAGCAGACCCGGUUCGACGACGUGCUGCAGUUUGUAGAGUUCCCCACGGUACGCCUGCGACAGACCCCAGAUCCUCGGGGCGAGUGCAUCAAACAGCACAAGGCAGUCUACCAAUUCAACACCAGGGGCCGCAAGGACCUCAUGUUCUUUUUCAGCUGGCUCAAGGACAAGAAGGUGAAGCAUAUAAUCAACCUCAUUGUUGACGACACCAAAGAUUCGCACGCCGACGAUGCGAUCGAGGCUUGUCUGUCUGGCCUCCGGGUCGAUGUCCUGGACUGGUCAAAGCCAGACUUGGAUCCGGAAAUGCUUUAUGAUGCCUGCCCUGAUGUGAGAGAGUUGCAUCUCUACUGGGGAGGGAAUAAUGCCGUCCUGAGAGCCUGGGCUGAGCCUAGCGGUCUUCGAGAGCUGAAGAGCUUGGAGCGGAUCUACUUGUAUUAUGACCAGACCUGCCAUCGAUCUAAGACCAAGGUUGACGCCUUUAUAACGCGAAUCCAAACGCCCGUGCCUGCCCCAGAAACUGCCAGCGCAAAAGUCAUGCCUGAAGCCAAAUCCUCGUCAAGCCUACCAGGGCCAGAGAUGGAAAAGAGUUCGAAAUCAGGCACAUCUGCUAAAAUCAAAGUAAUCCCAAAGCAGACCCUGGCCAUCGACACAGAUGGCCGUGCGGGUGGUGGGACAAUAACGACAGCCGAUGGACACAGCACAGGCCAGUCCGCGGUGACCGUCCACAAAUGGCUUGAAAGCAUCGACACAUUCACGAACGAGCUCAAAACACUAAUGGCAAACAUCGGGCGAGUGUCCCACCCGGGCGACGAAAUCAGGGUGGCCCUGAUUGACGACGGGGUUGACUUUUUGGAAAAGGAAUUCCGCGACCGCAUCAUGCAUGGCAAGAGCUUUGCUGCGUAUCAUCAUGAUCCAAACGAGCGCGAAAAGCAGUGGUAUGUGUCUGAACGCGGCCACGGCACUGUUAUGGCUCAUAUGAUUCUGCGGGUGUGCCCCAUGGCCAGGAUAUAUCCCAUCAGGCUGGACACGGACAGGGACCCCAAAACGCAGUCCUCUAGGAUCAAGCCUGAGUCUGUAAUACGGGCCAUCGAAGCUGCCGUUGCAAAAGACGUCCAUGUCAUGUCCAUGUCCUGGACCGUGGAUCCACCCAAGGGCAAGACCAAAACAGAGUUCGACAAAGUCCUGGGCAAGGCAGAGGAGAAAAAUAUCCUGCUGUUCUGCUCCUCGCCCGACCAAGGAAACUUCUCCGGCGACCAUUACCCUACCGCAUGGGGGCCCGACAAGCUCUUCCGUAUAGGGGCCUCCCAGGCAGACGGACAUGCCUACAACAUGGUGCCCCAGGAUAACGUCGACUACAUCUUCCCCGGGGUUGAUGUCGUGCGGGCUAACAAUAGACAUAUGCGGUUCCGCGGCCUUGACGACGACAAAUCAUUCACGGGCUCGUCGGUUUCAACGGCGUUGGCUUCAGGGCUGGCUGCGUUGGUGCUCUGGCUUGCGGUUAUUGGGGCCAAAUAUUCCCUGGAUGUGGGCCAGAUGGAUGUUCUGACCAGCAAGGACGUGAGCAGGUUGCGACGUGUCAAGGCCAUGAAACAGGCAUUUAAGAAUCUAGGCGCCGGUCAGUCUUUGCAUGGCAAGUUCGUUAAGAUCUGGUCUGUUCUUGACAAGCCAUGCGCUGGUCUCAGGGAGCAUCGCGGCAAGGCGUCGGAGGAUAUUGACAGGUCGCGGCAGAUUAUCUUCAAUUUGGCCAGAGACCUUGUAACCAAGUCUUGA